GUUGAUAUGUACAGUCACAAACAUGGCAUGAGGUACUUGUUCCUGUAAAUAUUUAGAGUUUUUGUUUUCAAGAGGUUAAUUCAAGGAUAUUCUGCAUUGGCUAGUUCGCUAAGUUUCAGAUUUGCUGAGUUAAUGAAAAUACUUGUUAAGAAGUUAUGUAGAACUUAUCUAGAUUCUUGUAUUAAUUUUUUAUUGAUAAUUUUACAUGGAUACUUAGUAUUCGUUAAGACUGCAUUCUUUUCAUCAUACAAUCUACCACAAAUAUGCAAUGAGUUACAAGAUGGUAAAAGACACAAGUCUUGAUGUUGGAGUAAUAUACGAAUUUUAUCGCUAUGUUUGAAAGAUGUUUUGGUGUAUGGUUGAUGAGUAUGAAUCUCAUAAUAAGCCAAGGAUUCAUCAAAGGCGUCGCUCAGGUGCGCAAGCUACAACACACCACACGUUGCCCAAUUAACUCAAAUGAUUGCGGUUGUUCGACAAAAAUUACACUAAUAAGUAUGAAGUAGAUUGAAACAUCGUAAACAAGAUAUAAUAAUAUCAAUGGAUAAUUUGAACAAAAUUCAUGGGAACCAACAGUCAUGUGUAUUAAGCAAGUCUUCAAUUUCAUUGGUGAAAGAUGCUGAAGAGCAAAAUAUGAAUAUAGUUGAGGUUGACAAUUCCCGCACAGUAUUAAAAAAAAUAGCUACCUUGUAUGCUGAACGCUUGAUGAAUGAUAUUUGUUUAGUAGUAAAUAACAUCGAAUAUCCAGCUCAUCGUUUAAUUCUCUGUGCAUCAAGUGAUGUAUUCGAAAUUAUGCUUAUGAGUCCUCAAUGGAGUGAGUCUCAAGAAAAUCGCGUAACAUUACGAGAAACACCACCGUGCUCUGCAAUAUUUAGUGAAUUUUUACGAUAUUUUUACACUGGGCAAAUUAGAAUAAGUUACAAUAUAGUAUUAUCAAUGCUUACAUUAGCUGAUAAAUAUAAUGUGCAAGAUCUCAUUUUAUUAUGUUUAAAAUAUAUGCGCGAUCACAUUCCUACAGCUGCUGUAAAAGGAACGCUUAUUUCGUGGUUACAAUACAGUAUCAAUUGUGGUCAUUAUAAAAUAACAAAUGCUUGUCACAACUUCGUCAAAUGGAAUAUAGAAUUAGUUGCUAGUACAGAUGAUUUUGCAAACAUUGAACUUGAAGUACUUGUUUCAUUGUUACAGCAAAGUAAUCUUGUCGUACAAGAUGAAAUGACAUUGUACAAAUGUAUUGAAUCGUGGCUUUAUCAUCAGAGCAAAAAAUUAAAAACUUAUUUACCAUCAGCUGACUAUGACUUAGCCAUAAAACAAAUCGUUUUCUCUGUCAUGUUACCAAUAAGAUUUCCUAUGAUGACGCCUCGUCAACUAGCUGAAUUGUUGCUAUCCCCAUUGACUCAACGAUAUAAAGAAUUUUUCGUUGAAAGAAUGGCAAUAGGAAUGUCAUUCCAUUCUGGUCAAAAUGAUAGAAUACAAGAAAUAUUGAGUACAGAAGCAACUAGUAAUCUAUUGUUUGAACCUCGCCUAUAUACAGCUGAAACUUACAGUUCAUUACUAACUGUAGAAAAUUUUCACAAUUUAUUAUCUUACCAUACAAGAACUUUUGUUUUUUCCAGCCUUUCUAAUUUAGCUGACUGUGCUAGUGAUAGAACUUCUGAAUGGAUUGUUGAUCUUUAUCCAAAGGGUGUAUGGUUCAAGAAAUUUUUUUUGAUAGUUUGGCAAGGUACUGUUGAAAUGCCGGAACACGUAAUUCGAUCUGUUAGAUUAUCAUUAACAUGUAAAGAAUUUUCUAAUAAUUUUAAUUCAGACUUACGUGUAAAAAUUGGAGUUCUAAUAUACGGAUUACAAGAUGAAGUUGAACACGUAGCAAGGGUGCAAGAAAUAAUUCAUAGAUUCAAUAAAAAUGAAAGAGUUCUCAAUUUAGAUGAUAUUUUGCCUUUCGAAGAAUUGAAUCCUCAACAUGACUCAAUGAAUUCUAAUAGUCGGAUUUCAAAAUACUUAGUAGGACCAAAUAAAGAUACGCUAAAAUUCCAUAUCAUUAUUUCUCCUAUAAAUCCUUAUCUAUAAUUUCUUUAAAAAAAAGAGAUAAUGUAUAUUAGCAUGAAUUAUUACUCUUUUAUAACAGAAUGCGUGUUAUGAAUUUGUAAAUUCUUUUCUGUAAAUUAAUAUAUAAAUUUACU
Molecule: messenger RNA, 2174 nt
Organism: Phymastichus coffea
Lineage: Eukaryota; Metazoa; Arthropoda; Insecta; Hymenoptera; Eulophidae
Gene: Tango10
Product: BTB/POZ domain-containing protein 17
Exons: 6
Coding region: 538-2061 (507 amino acids)
Molecular function (GO): protein binding
Source: RefSeq, a predicted model, not a curated record